AACUCACAACGAAAUCCGGGGUCCGACACUAUUGGCAUAAACCCUAAUUGGUCCUGUGCUCCAUGACAUGAAGGAAGGAAGGGGUCCCAAUAUCGCGGCUCGGUGUCAAUGUGAACCCCCUUGGCCGGGCCAGACACCUGGCCUGCGCGAGCGCCUGAUUAAGAAUUCUUACACGCAAACUAUUCAAAUGUAGAAAACAUGCAAUCGAUACAUUUGAAGACUAACUACGAGAGCGACCUUCAGCUCUUUGAUUCAUUUAUUCACUAUUACUGUUAUUGUCAUUGUCAUUCUUAUUGUAUUUAUGAAAUUCUCUGUAUGUUGCAAAAGAUACUUCAUUUACCACCAAAACAUGAAGUUUUAAGUGAACCGUUCAUCAAUCGUGUGCAAGAAUGGAAAGAAAAGCUAAUUUGUUUGCACACAACUCAUGGAUACCACCACAAUUCAUGGGUCCAGGACAGUUUUUGUGGAGAGACAACCUUUGGGCGGCGACCGCGGAAGAUCCGAGGAACACAACCAGGAGGGACGAUGGCGAGGACUUCACUCCGGCGUACUACCAGCAGACGCCGACCAUGUUCUUUGUCAUCGCAGGCUUGGCGUCCAUGAUGUUCCUCAUACUGGUGGCCGUGGCUCUACUCUGCUACUCCCACUACCUUAACCACACGGACCAGCAGCCACCUCAGCAUCGAAGCCCAUCGCCGCUAACCGGGGACCCUUUCUCCGGUGGUCCUCCCCCCGUGGGAUCCCUAUCACCGUGGACAAGCACAAGUAGCCCCGAAACCCCACACCACACCACACCUGUCAUCCUCGUCCGCCACCCUGGACAAAGGAAGCCCACAUGUUUUGCACAGUUGGCACCUUUCCCGCCAUUUGGGGUGCCUGCAUCGCAACUGAGCCUCCUCUGCCCCGAUGGCGACGCUGGCAGCGACUCCCCCUCCUCCUUUCGCUCAUGCUCGCCCUUCUGAAGAUGGAUGAAUACUUGUAGGUGUGAGUCAAUGACAUUCUGUUCAUUCUCUCCUCCGAUGAAGCUGGUGGUGAUGGCUGGGUUCCCAUGUAUGGGAACUUGGUUCUCAAGUAGAUCUUGAGCCUGUUCUCUCAGAAUAUUCCUCCCUUUAAUUCUAAAGCAAAUCAGUGGAAUUUGAUUAUGUUUUAUUGAAAGAUUUGGGCCUUAUUGAUGCUAUUGAAUCACCUAGAUAUUGGAGACUUGUGAACUAUGUUUGGAUUUGGAUGGAAACUUUUGCUGAAUGGAAGUAAAGGGUUUGUCAAGAAUUUUUUGCAAGGGCAAAUAGACUUGUAGGGAAUAAUGAUGUUUAUAAGCAUAAUGUAGAUGUUUAUUUUUAUGAGGUGUAUCUGAAUUUUUUUAGUACUUUUUGAGAAGAUUAACAAGAGUAAUUACUUCAUCCAAAUUCAAACAUAGAUGUUAAAAUCG
Messenger RNA from Physcomitrium patens, 1426 nucleotides. RefSeq lists its product as uncharacterized. NCBI's taxonomy places the organism in Eukaryota, Viridiplantae, Streptophyta, Bryopsida, Funariales, Funariaceae. The record is from RefSeq and is a predicted model, not a curated record.